CAAAACUAAUCACUUCCGGUUAUUUGCAAAAUUCGUAAACACACACGUCAGUCGGUCACUUAGGUCAGUUUUGUCUGAUUUGCUAUCGACAGGGCGCAGUCAUAAUAAUGACAAUGUGAUAUAGAUCAUGAUGCAGGAAAAUGUUGAACUCAACUCCACGCCUUAGCAUGUAUCAACUCCGUGGAAGAGUGGGUGGGUUCCUGAUUCUGGUGUUUGCAGUGGCGUUGAUCAUCGUAGUCGCAGGUUAUGAUGACCUCAGGCACAGAUUUGUCUCAAAGUCCAUCUUUAAGGACAAAAAGAAUCCUUAUGUAUUUAAUGGAGAAGCCACACUUAAUGUACGCAAUGAAAAUCUGAGGGGAAGUAACGGAUUUGCCCAAAGCAUAACAAGUUCACCUGGUUUGCCCAGUAAAAAUGAUAAGGAUGUGUAUGCAAUAGUGUUUGAUGCUGGGAGCACAGGGUCAAGGGUUCAUGUCUUCAAGUUUAGAAUAUUACCAGAUGGACUUUUGAGACUGGAUAAGGAGCUCUUCAAGACAACUAAACCAGGACUGUCAGCUUAUGCUAGUGACCCAAGGAUGGGGGCUGAGUCUCUCAGGCCAAUGGUGAUUGAGGCCCUUGCCUUUGUUCCAAAAGCCAAGCAGAGGUCAACUCCCAUAACCCUGAAGGCCACGGCUGGAUUGCGUCUUCUGUCUGAAGGAGUAGCUGACAACAUUCUAAAUGAGGUCACUCAAAUGUUUAGAGAAUACCCCUUUCCAUUGGGAGACAUCAGUAUCAUGGAUGGCAUAGAUGAAGGAAUAUUUAGUUGGAUAACCCUCAAUUAUAUACUUGGUACCCUCACCAGUGGCAACAAGACAGUAGCUGCCCUAGAUUUGGGAGGGGGCUCCACACAAAUUACAUUUGUCCCCCAACACAGGGAAACUGUGAAAGCUGUGCCCAAAAACUUCACUAGUAAAAUCACAUUGUUCAACAGAAGCUACAAAUUAUAUACACAUAGUUACCUAGGCCAGGGAUUAAUGUCAGCCAGGUUUUCCCUACUGUCAGAUAAUAGAAAUCCAGCUGAUGUACUGAACACAACCAUUCUUACCAGUCCAUGCUUGCCAAACAAUUUCUCUGGAAAAUUCCGAUUUGGAUCACAUAAAUACCAAGUUGGGAACACCACAGAUUUUAGAUUCAGCAUUUACAGUUCGCUGACCAAUGGAAGCUCUUUCUCUGCCUGUUUAAAGGAUGCUGUUAAUUUUGUGGAUAAAUACAUGGUGGAUAUAAAGGAACUCAGCAAUGCUGAUAUAUAUAUCUUCUCCUAUUUUUUCGAUAGAGCAAAAGAUGCUGGAAUCAUAGGGAGAAGUGGAGGCCAGAUGACAGUAAAAGACUUCAAAAGGGCAGCUAGACAUUAUUUUUCCAAUCCUUUACUUGAUCACCCAUACUUAGGGAUGGACCUCACUUAUAUUUAUGCUUUACUUCAUGAUGGUUACCACAUACGAUCCAAUAAAGGAAUGGAGGUAAUAAAAAGAGUCAAGCAGACAGAAAUAAGCUGGGCUUUAGGAUCUGCAUUUCAUUUGUUGUCUUCCAUGGGCUUGGCUCGAUAAUACAUGAACACCCACAGAUUAUGUUAUUGAUUAUGACAUUGUAUAGAUUUGAUGGGAUCUCAUUUUGAUGUAAAUGUGCGGGUUAUUUCAAUGGAAGUGUAUGCAUUUAUGAUUUGGUCAUUACUGUUUCAAUUGCACCUGUCCAGUAAACAGUUAAGCACAUGUUCAUCUAGCACACAAGCACCAGUACAUGUAUAUAUACACAAAAUAUUUACAUGUACAUUUACAUGUGUGUAAUGACAUGACUGACUUAUACUGUAGAUUCCUAAUUAAACACGAGGAAUUAAUUUCCACAUAAAAUCGUGAGAAGUAACCAUCGCAAAUUUUAAAGUCUCGCUUUAAUUUUUCAGACAGUUUUGAAGUAUAGGAAAUUAACCAAACAAAUAGUGAUCAAGAUUUUUUUUCUCGCAAUUUGAUACAAAACGGCGUAAUCGCUGAAUUAAGUACUCGCGUUAAAUAAGGAAUUUACAGUUAUCAGUAUGAUUCCUUGCCAGGAAGGUGAUUCAAUAUUCAGCCUAGCUGAAUUACUGCAUUAUACUAUAUGACUGUGUUAUUGUGAUUAAUAACUUGCCCAGAGAUUAUUUUGAAGUGCGUGUUAAUAAUUUCGAAAUACCAAGAUUUUUGCACCUUUUGUAUGUUUUCCACAGUCUCAUUUCCUAAACUGUAUUGAAUGUGUGGGUUAAUUGUUAUAAGUGUUUUACAUUAUGUACUUAAUGUACAUGUGCAGUAUAUUUGUUGUUUUUACAGAGAAUUAAUGAAACUGCAUCAUGCAUAUAUGACUGAUAAAGUCUGUGAUUGGUUUCAAAAUAUUAUUUUUUUUUGUAAUGAUUAAAGAGACCAGCCUUUGCAAAAUUCUAAAUAGCCACUUUUAUUUUAACUGUUAACAAUACAACUUUUGAAAGAAAAAAAAUUGGUUAUCUGACAUCACUGUGUCAUUUUCUCUUCUUUACUCUCUGGGAAUUCUUUAUAUAUAUA
Messenger RNA from Magallana angulata, 2555 nucleotides. RefSeq names its product ectonucleoside triphosphate diphosphohydrolase 5-like. The coding region runs from base 141 to 1580 and encodes 479 amino acids. Gene Ontology annotation, molecular function: UDP phosphatase activity; GDP phosphatase activity. Gene Ontology annotation, biological process: nucleoside diphosphate catabolic process. Gene Ontology annotation, cellular component: membrane. The transcript is spliced from 15 exons. Lineage: Eukaryota; Metazoa; Mollusca; Bivalvia; Ostreida; Ostreidae. The record is from RefSeq and is a predicted model, not a curated record.